UCAAACAAGUUUCUCACCUUGGGAAGCUAGGGACGCUUCCCUGUACUCUGCAGGGCCCCUACUUCAAUCUAAGGAAGAGGGUCCCAAGUCACUUUCUCCGCAUCCUGAGACUGCUCCCUUGCAAGAAAGCGAGGAGAGGGGGAAAAAUAAGUGGCUUUUUUUUCUGCUGGGGAUAAGGGAGAGAGUAUCAGUUUAGUCGUCCUGGGCUGAGCUCGAGCUCGUGGGGUAUCUCGUGGGGCUCCCAGGCAAGAGGAGGGUCGGCGGUCCGUGACUGAGCCCCGGCUGCUCGAUGCUGGGGCCAUGGACAGAGCAGCUCUCCCGGGACUGCCUCGCCUCUGCGUCCUGUGGGCUACUCUCCUCGCCCUGUUUCCCUGCGGCGUCCACGGAAACUGGAUGUGGCUGGGUAUCGCCUCUUUUGGGGUCCCAGAGAAACUAGGUUGCACCAACUUGCCCCUGAGCGGCCGUCAGAAGGAACUGUGCAAAAGGAAACCUUAUCUACUGCCCAGUAUCCGAGAAGGGGCACGACUGGGCAUCCAGGAGUGCAAGAGCCAGUUCAAACAUGAGAGGUGGAACUGCCAGGUGUUCUCGCCCGCUGUCCCUGCUCCUGCCGCCUCCGCGCCCCCUGCACCCUCGCCCGGAGCCACCCCACUCUUCGGCUACGAACUGAGCAGCGGCACCAAAGAAACAGCAUUUAUUUAUGCGGUGAUGGCAGCAGGUCUGGUGCAUUCUGUGACAAGAUCAUGCAGUGCAGGGAACAUGACAGAGUGCUCCUGUGACACCAAUUUGCAGAAUGGUGGCUCAGCUACUGAAGGCUGGCAUUGGGGUGGCUGCUCUGAUGACAUUCAGUACGGCAUGUGGUUUAGUAGAAAGUUCUUGGAUGUCCCCACCAAAAACACCACUGGAAAAGAUGGGAAACUGUUAGCAAUGAAUCUGCAUAAUAACGAAGCCGGGAGGCAGGCAGUAUCCAAGUUGAUGUCAGUCGACUGCCGCUGCCAUGGAGUUUCAGGUUCCUGUGCUGUGAAAACUUGCUGGAAAACCAUGUCUUCCUUUGAAAAGAUUGGGCAUUUUCUAAAAGAUAAGUACGAAAACAGCGUGCAAAUCUCGGAUAAGAUGAAAAGAAAGAUGCGCAGGAGAGAAAAAGACCAGAGAAAGAUAUCAGUACGCAAGGAUGAUCUCCUCUACAUUAACAAAUCGCCCAAUUACUGUGUAGAGGAUCGCAAAUUAGGCAUUCCUGGGACGCAGGGCAGAGAGUGCAAUCGUACUUCUGAAGGAGCAGACGGGUGUAAUCUCCUCUGCUGUGGGAGAGGCUACAACACCCACGUAGUCAGACACGUGGAGAGGUGCGAAUGCAAAUUUGUCUGGUGCUGUUACGUUCGAUGCAGGAGGUGUGAAAGCAUGACCGACGUCCACACCUGCAAAUAAGCAGGGUUCUGUCCAGAAUCAUGCUCUCUGGUGAUACACAACCAAGAUUUAACGGCGGUGUGUGCAGUGUG
This is a messenger RNA of Antechinus flavipes (yellow-footed antechinus), 1493 nucleotides long. RefSeq names its product Wnt family member 16 (gene WNT16). The record is from RefSeq and is a predicted model, not a curated record. Gene Ontology annotation, biological process: canonical Wnt signaling pathway; multicellular organism development; neuron differentiation. Gene Ontology annotation, molecular function: frizzled binding; cytokine activity. Lineage: Eukaryota; Metazoa; Chordata; Mammalia; Dasyuromorphia; Dasyuridae. The transcript is spliced from 4 exons. The coding region runs from base 301 to 1422 and encodes 373 amino acids. Gene Ontology annotation, cellular component: extracellular region.